CAGUAAACAUGCAACCCACCUUCCUGUCGUUCGUGCUUAGCCAGUGGAAACAUCUUCCGGCACCUCUGCACGCCGACCUCUCGGGAAAAACUGUCGUUGUCGUCGGUGCCAACACGGGCAUUGGACUCGAGGCCGCGAAGCACUUCGCGCAGAUGCGCCCUGAGAGGCUGAUCAUCGCGUGUAGAAGCGAGGCUAAGGGACGCACUGCUGUCGAAUAUAUUGCGCGGGAGACAGGAUACAGCGCCGAGUUGCAAUUGGUUGAUCUUGCAGACUUUGCGUCGGUUAAGGCGUUUACUACACACUUGAAAGACGACGCGGUCGAUAUCCUUGUCGCAAACGCAGCUAUCGCGCAGCCCGAGUAUCUCACUACGAAAGACGGAUGGGAGCAGGCCCUGCAAGUGAACCACCUUUCCACUGCGCUCGUAUGCCUGCUCCUCCUGCCCAACAUGUACAAGGCGGCACAAGUGCACAACAGCCAUCCGCGGCUUGUUAUCACUACGAGUGGAUUGCAUAUGGGGGUGCGCUUUGACGAGGAUCUCUCAUCUAAGCCGAACCUCCUACGCGCAUUGAACAGUCCUGAGGUCUGCACCUCGGGGCGUUUUCAGACGCGAUAUAAUGAUAGCAAGCUGCUCAACGUCCUCUUCGUUCGCGCACUUGCCGCGCACAUGCCAGCGACGUCACCGCUUGUCCCUGCGUGCGCCUGCCCAGGCUACUGUGUCUCCGAGCUGCGGCGCAAUUUCGCGUUCUCGACCCGAGUCAUGUACAAGCUCAUGGAACUUACACUCGGACGGACUGCCGAACAGGGUUCGCGGCAGAUCUUGUACGCGGCGCUGGGCCCCGACGGGCAUGAUGGUAAUCAUAGUCGAUAUUUGAGAGGCAUGUACGUCGCACAUAGCGAGGUGUCCGAGCCGGGGGACUACGUUAUCAGCAGAGAAGGGGUAGAGCUGCAAGAGAGAAUAUGGCGAGAGACGUUGGACAUCCUUGCAGAGGCGGCCCCGGAGGUGCGGCAAAUUGCGGAUGAGUUCUGCUAAGAGCUCUCAUAGACCUUGUUGUUAUUUGCUUCUACAUAUGAUAUCCUGGUCACCGUG
Phanerochaete carnosa HHB-10118-sp is the source of this 1088-nucleotide messenger RNA. RefSeq lists its product as uncharacterized. NCBI's taxonomy places the organism in Eukaryota, Fungi, Basidiomycota, Agaricomycetes, Polyporales, Phanerochaetaceae. The coding region runs from base 9 to 1031 and encodes 340 amino acids. The transcript is spliced from 5 exons. The record is from RefSeq and is a predicted model, not a curated record.